AUGGCCUCCGGGAGCUUCUCUUCUUCUGUUCCACUCCUUAUCGGCCUCCUGUCUCUCUUCCUUGCCUCCUCCCCCUCCUCCGCCACCGCCACCAAUAUCCGCCUCACCAUCGGCAAGCCCGCCGCCGCCGUCCCCAUCUUCAACGAAGCUCCUGCAUUCCGCAAUGGCGACACCUGCGCCUCCGCCGAUUUCAUCCACGUCGUCAUGACCCUCGACGCCAAUUACAUCCGCGGCACCAUGGCCGCCGUCCUCUCCAUCCUCCAGCACUCCACCUGCCCGGAAAACGUCGUCUUCCAUUUCCUCUGGCUCCGCCACGAGCCGGAGGUGUUCUCCAGCAUCCAGACGACGUUCCCGUAUCUCAACUUCAAGGUGUACCGGUUCGACGCCGGGCGGGUGCGCGGCCUGAUCUCCAAGUCCAUCCGGCAGGCGCUGGACCAGCCGUUGAACUACGCCAGAGCCUACCUGGUCGACAUUCUCCCCGGCGACGUGAAACGCGUGAUUUAUCUCGACUCCGAUCUGGUGGUGGUGGACGACAUCUUGAAGCUGUGGAAGGUGGAUUUAGGCGGCAAAGUCCUAGCGGUGCCGGAGUAUUGCCACGCCAACUUCACCGCCUACUUCACCCCGGCGUUCUGGUCCGACCCGGAGCUCUCCAAGACGUUCGACGGGCGGCGGCCCUGCUACUUCAACACCGGCGUGAUGAUCAUGGACGUGGAGAAAUGGCGGCAAGGAGGGUACACCCAGAAAGUGGAAGACUGGAUGCAAGUGCAGAAGCAGAAGAGGAUCUACCAUCUGGGCUCUCUGCCGCCGUUCUUGCUAGUCCUGGCCGGAAACAUAAUGCCGGUUGAUCACCGGUGGAACCAGCACGGCCUCGGCGGCGACAACCUGGAAGGGAAAUGCCGGAACCUUCAUCCCGGUCCGAUUAGCUUACUCCAUUGGAGCGGAAAGGGCAAGCCAUGGCUGAGAUUGGAUUCAAGAAGGCCUUGCAGCGUUGAUCAUUUGUGGGCUCCUUAUGAUCUUUAUCGCACCCCAAGGAAUUCUUUCGUGGAAUGAAUUUGUUUUUUCUUAUAUCCUUUGGUAACUUAGGGAAGAGGAUAGGUAUUAUUUUAGGAAACAACAAGCAAAUUACAAAAAUUUAAAAACCCAAAAAAAAAAUUAAAAUAAAUAAAUAAAUAAACAAACUUGUUUAAGAGCCCCAAUGGUCAUAUUAUCAUUAGUCUAACAAUCAAAUCAAAUAUCGGUUUAAUUUGUUAUUAUUGUAUAUACGUUUCUAUCCAAACUAUGUUAUCUGUUCUUUGUUAUACUCAAGAUAUAUGAUAUUCUCUGCAUUUUAAUGUACAAACACUUUUGUCGAAUCCAUGAUAAUUUCCACAAAAAAAAA
Ipomoea nil (Japanese morning glory) is the source of this 1378-nucleotide messenger RNA. Its product is annotated as probable galacturonosyltransferase-like 4. Gene Ontology annotation, cellular component: Golgi apparatus. The record is from RefSeq and is a predicted model, not a curated record. Gene Ontology annotation, molecular function: glycosyltransferase activity. Bases 1 to 1050 code for a protein of 349 amino acids. The transcript has a single exon. Lineage: Eukaryota; Viridiplantae; Streptophyta; Magnoliopsida; Solanales; Convolvulaceae.